AUGAACUGCAACUACGCCGUCCAGCUCGGCCUACAGGCCGGCUUCAGUCUGGUUGGUCUGGCAGGAAGUGAUCUUCGCAACGGUUGUCAAACGGCCACUCUGGCUCUGCUAUGGCAGCUGAUGCGGGCUUACACUUUAGCCAUUCUUACUCGAUUGGCAGCAGCCACUGCUGGCGCCACCUCACCCAUGGACAGCGGCUUGGUGGUCGGGUCUGGCGACAAAAACAACAACAGCCUAAACACAAACAACAAUGCUGUCGUUGGCCAAACCUGCCUUACAGGCUCUUCAUGGAGGCCGAGACGAGGAGGUCUGGACCAAAAAGGUGAUGCUAACGAUAGGCUUUAG
This is a messenger RNA of Protopolystoma xenopodis, 345 nucleotides long. The record is from the annotation of a GenBank genome assembly. NCBI's taxonomy places the organism in Eukaryota, Metazoa, Platyhelminthes, Monogenea, Polystomatidea, Polystomatidae.